Manduca sexta (tobacco hornworm) is the source of this 3688-nucleotide messenger RNA. Its product is annotated as beta-alanine transporter-like. Bases 483 to 2672 code for a protein of 729 amino acids. Gene Ontology annotation, biological process: transmembrane transport. Gene Ontology annotation, molecular function: transmembrane transporter activity. The record is from RefSeq and is a predicted model, not a curated record. NCBI's taxonomy places the organism in Eukaryota, Metazoa, Arthropoda, Insecta, Lepidoptera, Sphingidae. The transcript has 12 exons. Gene Ontology annotation, cellular component: membrane.
GUCGUGUUGCAUCCCUUUGGGUGGACAGCGGCCACUGUUGUUUUAGUACACUACUUAAGUUUAUGCGAAACGGACCGCGUUAUUGUUGACAUAGCAUCGGAAAGUGUAAAUAUAUUACGCAGUGUAUAAUGUAAAGUUUAUUGUGAUCAUUUUGUUUAUAAAUGAAAACGUUACUACAAAAUGCGUUCUAAAUUCAAAAGUGUUAAAUAAGUGUGAUAAAUAAAUUUAACGAUUCAUAAUUCGAAAUUCAAAUAAACGUUUAUAUUUAAAAUGCGCUGUAAUAAAAAAGUAAAUAAGUGUGAUAAAUAAAUAUAACGAUUUUAUAAUUCGAAAUUCAAAUUAACUUUUAAAAUGCAAAAGAAUAAAUAAGUGUGAUAAGUAAAUUUAACGAUUUUAUAAUUCGAAAUUCAAAAAAACGUUUAGAAUGCGCUCUGUGUCAAGAGCGGGAAUGUGGCACGUGUCGUGCGUGGUGGUGAGAUGAGAUGGCGUCGUGGACGCAGGAGCUGGACGCGGCCGCGGUGCUGGCGACCCGCGCCGGCCACUGGCACGUCGUGCUGUUCUACCUGCUGUGCGGACUUGCCGCCAUACCCACCUCCUUUCUCGUCUUCUCUCAGGUAUUCACCAACGCGACCCCAGAGCACUGGUGCGCGCCCCCUCCAGAGCUGAUCUCCCUCCACCUCCCCGAGGAGCUGCUGCGCUCCCUCACAAUCCCGGAGGUGGAAGGCGCGUACGAACGCUGUCUGGAGUACGCCAUCGAUCCUAGUGAACUGCAUCAUGCUUUGAAGGAAUAUGUGGUGGAGAGAUCAGAGACGAUCAGAGAAUUAGGAGCGUUAAGAGUUGUGAAGAUUCAACAGCUGUUGCCGGUGGUUGGUGAUGAUGCAAGGAAACUUCAGAUAUCCCGAGUGAAGGAAGCGGUUCUGUCUGUUAGAAAUGAGCAGCCCACGCCUUGCUCCAACGGAUGGAGGUUUAACACAGAGCAUUACAACAGGACUCUUGUUACAGAGUAUUCCCUGGUGUGCGACAAGGAGUGGUUACCUCGCACGAGCAACACUUUGUUCUGGGUCGGGUCGAUAUUCGGCAACCUCUUCUUCGGAUGGAUGUCUGACAGAUACGGACGGCGCAUCACGAUCCUCCUGAUGAUCUUCGUGGAAGUUCCCCUGGCAAUAGCGGCGUCCUUCGCGACUACCUACUGGAGCUACAUCGCGCUGAGGGUAGCUGGGGGUCUAUUCUUCCCAGCCCUCUAUCAGUUGCCUUUUAUCCUGGCUUUGGAGCUUAUGCCGCCGGGUAGAAGAAAUUAUGCCGGCAUUGUGGUAGGCAUGCUGUUCGCAACCGGCAUGUGCCUGCUCUCUCUCCUCGCGUACGCGCUGCGCGACUGGUUCCAUCUGUCUCUAGCCACCAGUCUCCCCUUCGUUUUAUUGUAUGGAUAUUAUUGGUUCCUACCAGAAUCACCGAGAUGGCUUGUUGGCAGAGGUCGGAUAGCAGAGGCUGAAAAAGUUCUCAGGAAUCUUGCGAGGAAAAAUGGAAUUGAUUUGCCCAGAGGGUUUCUUUUAGAGUUACAUAAAAAAAUCAAAGACGAAGAAGAUGCUGAGGCAGAACUGACAAUGCUCUCAAACAUGAAUGGCCACAUCACUGGAGUACCAGAAAAAGAUGAGCACCUAGACAGAAGAAUCAGUAAUAUGCUAACAUUUAAGCCAGAUCUUACCAAAACAGAAACUGACACGAUGCCAGAAAUAGAUCGAAUAAUCGCUUUAGAAGUAGCUGAGAUUGUACAGAAAUCUAGAAUUAUGGAUAGAGAAGAUGAUAUUGAGGCUUCAGAGGACUGUCAGUUAAAUGCAGAUUCUCAGCAGAAAGCAACGCAGACGGAUUUCAAAUCGCCAGGCAAUACUUUAAGGAGAAAGUCUUUGCAACUUAUGAGUAAGAUUUUUAACCAAGAUGAAGACGACGUGAUAGAGAAUAAGAAGAUGGAUGACCAGAAUUCAGAAGGAGACUGCAAAGCGUCGCCUUUGGAUGUGUUCAGAUAUCCAAAUAUAAGGAAGAAGUUCUUCAUACUGACCUUUGACUGGGUCGCUUUAGGCGUAGUCUACAAUAGUCUAAGUUAUAACACGCCUAAUUUAGGAGUUGAUGAUUAUUUAGCGUUUUUCAUUGGUGGUGCGGUGGAACUGCCGUCGUAUUUCAUAGCGUGGCGCUGCAUGGAGCGGUUUGGGCGGCGCUGGGUUCUGUGUAUCUUCAUGUGUGUCGGCGGAGUGGCCUGUCUGAGCUGCGUGCUCGUGCCGGAAUCCUGGCCCUGGAUCACAGUGGCGUUAGCCAUGCUGGGGCGGCUGUGCGCCGCGUCUUCCUUCGCCGUGUUCUACGUGCUGAUUGGCGAGCUGCUGCCGACAGUCCUCCGAGCCCAGGCUAUGGGAGCCGCCUCCUUCAUAUCAGGACUUGGGCUGCUGGCCUGCCCGUAUAUUGUGCAUUUAGCGGUGUACGCUAGAUCCCUUCCCUUGAUCAUCAUGGGCAUCCUCAGCAUAAUGGGAGGAGUGACCUCACUCUUCCUGCCGGAGACACUCAACCAGCCCUUACCUCAGACUUUGGGCGAUGGAGAGAUGUUCGGCAGAGAGUUCAAAAUACUCAGCUGCGUUGAGAAACCAAAGAAGUUACACCGAGCGGGUUCUGCUAGCCUGGUAGCGUGAUGUCAAAAGACGUGUUGAUUUCAAAGACACAGAUUAAGUGUGAUGAACAAUGAGAACCGAUGAACUUCUGCUAUCCUGGUAGUGCAUCAAAGCAGGGCCCUUAUUCUGUAAGUUAGUGUAAACGCGUAACGCGGCCGUGUCAUGUUAUCUUCGAGAAAUGUGCGUGGAAUGGUAUUCUGUAAGCCAAAUUUCUAUAGUCCUAAACAUGAUGCGUUGUGUUAAGUGCUUGUUACGCACUGUCAAAAUAAUGUGCGGGAUAGAGAAUAAGGCCCCUGCAAUUGUUUAUUUGUCAAUAUUUAUCGCCAAAAAGGAUUGUCUAUGAGCGACAUAGCCGUGAAAUAACGAUAAAGCUCCUUAAAUAAAUAAAAAAUAAUUAUUGUCUAUGGUCGCAAAUUAUUGUUUAAAAACUGAUUUAUGUGUAUGUUUCUUAUUCGUGAAUACCAAGCUGCAUGUUUAAAAACAAGCUAGUCAGAUAGUAGCUUCAUCGCAAUUACUUUGGACAACAUUUUCGGCUCAACUAACUCAAGCGUCCCGGACUUUUAUGAAAUAAUGUCUGAUUUCGUGUGUAUUUUAGGAGAACCUUAGCAGACAUGUAAAAGAGGUAAUAAUUCUCAUAAAACUUCUUUAAAUCAAUAAUACUAAUGACGAUAAGAGUAAGUAAGCGGCAGAGAAACUUGUGUUUUUUAAUAGAAUAUACAUGCGUAUAUUAUCUUCUCCGUUUUAUGGGCGCCUAGUACAUACCGGUGUGGCCAUUGGGACUUCAAAAGUAUUUUGGAACAUAAACUCAAAUGAAUAAGGCCCAAUCUGGAUUGAAACAAGAUCAAGAACAAACAAAGAAGAAUAUUGAAGAAUAUUCAGCUGCAUGUCAAUGUCACAAAAAAACGUUUUAAAAACUAUAAUUAAGAUAUAUUAAGAACACAUUCAUAUACAAGUGCCUAUUAUUGUAACAUACGUAAUUGCAAAGUACAAAGUAGUCAUAGUAUUACAAUAAAAUAAUUAUACGUUUUAUUUUCAAA